CACCAGCAAAUCCACAGUAGUAUCUCGAGUCUCUUCCUUUCCUUUCUCUUCGCCCGAUUUACACCAUCACUACUCCUCCUGUCCCUCGACGUUACCUCUGGCAGACGUCGACAUAUGUCGCGCUCGUACUCCCGGCUCGCACAGUUACAGAUACACACCUCGCACAAAGACAAAGAACCAGACACCUUCGGCCCGCACGGUUGUUACACACGCACUUCCAGUUUACGCGCACUUUACACGCACACACGCACAGACGAUAGCACACACGCGCAGCCCUUCUACUCCGUACCGUUCUGCCCCCCAAAGACACAGACGGACAGACUGGCAAGACAAGAGACAGACGACAGCCCAUGCCGAUAUCUGAAAGAGAGACACUACCAUCCACCACACGCGCCUCCUGGCAAGCACCAGCCCUCAAACGGUGCCAACGAUCGCCGAAAGUCUACAAGACCCCUGAGCCCGGUCGCACCGCUACUACCACCUUGGACCAAUCCGCACACUCUCCUGACGCCGUUAUCCCCUCUAAAGGCUGUGCCACCAAGAAAACCGGCCUAA
Molecule: messenger RNA, 555 nt
Organism: Colletotrichum abscissum
Lineage: Eukaryota; Fungi; Ascomycota; Sordariomycetes; Glomerellales; Glomerellaceae
Exons: 1
Source: RefSeq, a predicted model, not a curated record